Molecule: messenger RNA, 2325 nt
Organism: Miscanthus lutarioriparius
Lineage: Eukaryota; Viridiplantae; Streptophyta; Magnoliopsida; Poales; Poaceae
Source: the annotation of a GenBank genome assembly
AUGACCAUGAGCGCCUGCGGCGGCGGCGGCGGCGCCGGGGGCAUCAGCCCCGCGUCGCGCUUCCUGCGCCGCCGCGCCGCCGUGCGGGACCUGGGCGGGGAAGUGGCCGGCGACCCCGACUCCGACGCCUUCUGGGCCGCCGCGCCCCUCCUCUACGACUUCUCCCAGCAGCAGCCCACGCCCCAGCGGCCCGCGCGGCGAUCGCCCUCGCCGGCGCCGACCAGCCCGUGCCUCCUCGCCCGGAAGCGGCACAAGGAGCGGUCCCCGUCGCCGCCUCCGUCCCCGCGGCGCUCGCCCGCGUCGGGCGGGACGACGACGACCUGCCUGCUCUCCGCCCUGCACCGCACCUGCGUGGGCUGGGGCGUCACGAGGCGGGCCGAGUACCCCAGCCGGUACCGCCCGGCUUCUCCCACCGCUUCUGGACUCGGGAUGCGCGUGCACCAGCUGGCGGCGGCUCGGUGCGUGGGCGAGGACGAGGAGAGCACCAGCGGCUCCGUCAAGAGGAGCAAGUACCUCGGGGUGGUGGUGGGCAAGAACGAGCAGCAGGAGGAGGAGCAGGUGGCGCCGGCGGUUGGUCAAGAUCAAGAGAGCGGCCGUGAGGAGGAGGAGGACAAUCCCGUGGUGGACAAGGCGAGGAAGGCGAGGAGCAGGAAGAGGGCGAGGUGGAGCCGCCGGCGCCGCGGCGCCGCCAGGCGCGCCAAGAAGGCCCCGCGCGUCGUCAAGGAGGAGCAGGAGGAGACGUCAGGCGAGGCGUCGGCGGAAGAGGACGUCAAGCCUGCGGUGGCGGUGAAGGCGGAGGAGGAGCCGAGGGAGGGGAGGAAGAGGGCGGCGGCCACGGCGAGUGCGCGUGCCCACGUCGCCGCCAAGCGCGGCAAGAGGACGACCCCUCCGAAGCAGGAGGAGGAGAAGGGGGAGGUGGCAGCGGCGGCGGCGGCUGAGAGCAAGCCCGCCACCGCCACUCCCGACCCCGGCUCGCCGCGCGGCAAGGUGGACCGGUGGUCGGCGUGGCGGUACGCGGCGGGCGAGGCGACGCUCGUCGACAUCCUGCGCGAGCGCGGCGCCACUGCCGGCAACCCCGCGCCGCGCGCCGACCUGCGGGCGCAGGCGCGCCGCCACAUCGGCGACACCGGCCUCCUCGACCACCUCCUCCGCCACGUCGCCGACAAGGUCCCCGCCGGCAGCGCCGACCGGGUCCGCCGCCGGUAUAACCCGGCCGGCGGCCUGGAGUACUGGCUCGAGCCGGCCGGACUGGCGGCCGUGCGGCGGGAGGCCGGCGUCGAUGACCCGUACUGGGUGCCGCCGCCCGGGUGGAAGCCCGGAGACCCCGUGUCGCCUGAGGCCCGCACGCUCCAGGUGCAGAAGCAGGUGGAGGAGCUCACCGGCGAGCUUGCCGUCGUAAAGAGGCAAAUGAAGCAGCUCGACUCCAAUCUGGUGCAAGUGAGCAAGGAAGCCUACAUCUCAUGGAAGGGGUAUGACUGUAUGGUGAAGGCUAAUGGCAAGCUGGAAAAAGAGGUGCUGUCCUUGGAGGAGAAGUAUGAGAAUGCGGCACAGGUGAAUGGGGAGCUGAAAGAGCUGCUGCUGUUACUGAAGGAUAAGUAUGAUACUGUGCUUGAGAAGAAUGAGAAACUGGAGGGCCAGAUGGUUGCUCUGUCCACUUCUUUCCAGUCCAUGAAGGAAGAGUUGCUCCUGCAGAGAAUUGAAGAACAACCUCUUCUGAUGCUAGCGCAAGAGCCUUGGGAUGGUGACAAGCAAGAAGCCGGUGCGAACAAUGCUUUGGUGUGUGCAGGCAACCAGCUGACUGAUGCUGAUGCCGUCGAUGGCAGCUUCAGCAGCGAUCACAGUGCCUGUGAUGACGAGAAGAUGGCGCUGAGGAAGGGUAUCUGCAUGCGGGAGGGAGCAUGCCAGUGGCCUAGGUCUGCUGCUUCCGGUGGCAAGGCCGGCAGCCCUGGGGACCUGCCAGAGCCGCUGACUCCCGGCGCGGAUCUGGUCAUCGCCGACUUCGACACCAUGAUCAAUAGCCUCGCGCCACCGUCCAUGGAGGACUACCUGCUGGCCGAUGGUCUCCCCACGCCGACGUCGGCCUCGUCCACCAACGCCUCUCCCAAGUUCCAGCUCCUCCCCUCACCGGCCUCGCCAAUCCAGGUCCAGCCUCUGCCGUCAACAACCAUGGUCAUGGGCGACCUCGACCUGCAGCUCCGGCACACGCCACAGGACAUGUCGUCUACGUCAUCAGGACCGUGCGGUGCCAAGGCGCUGAAUCUCGACGCAGGAGCUGGAGGUGGCGAGGUUGGCACUGAGCUGGUCCUGGCGACCCCCACCUACUGA